AUGCAGGUCGUGGCUAUCAUGCGUUCGCUCAAGUGUGAGCUCCAGCCAACGCAGCAGUCCCAAGACGGCGGUAUUGAUCACCGGGGAUUGUGGACACUACCAGACAUGGAAGUGGAUGUAGUAACACAGUGCAAGAACGAAAGCAACCGCGUGGGUGUCAAAUACAUUCGGGAGUUCCACGGAGUGCUACAAAGCGCUUUCCCACCGACAACCGUGGGACUCUUUGCCUCGGCGUCAGGCUUCAGUCUGUACGCUCAGCGAUUUCUACUCCGGAUGACCCAUCCCGCAAUACUAUGUACUGUCGACACGGACCUCGAUCGUCUCACGUCUUUCCAACUGAACGAUCGGGCCCAGACGUUGCUACCAAAGCUCACGGUCGGUUCAUUGUUCGUGCGUCAGGAACAUGCUCUCGUGCUCACGUACGGCAACGUAAUCCUCGGGUGA
This is a messenger RNA of Peronospora matthiolae, 444 nucleotides long. NCBI's taxonomy places the organism in Eukaryota, Oomycota, Peronosporomycetes, Peronosporales, Peronosporaceae. The record is from the annotation of a GenBank genome assembly.